Messenger RNA from Phascolarctos cinereus (koala), 1403 nucleotides. RefSeq lists its product as uncharacterized. Gene Ontology annotation, biological process: regulation of transcription by RNA polymerase II. NCBI's taxonomy places the organism in Eukaryota, Metazoa, Chordata, Mammalia, Diprotodontia, Phascolarctidae. The record is from RefSeq and is a predicted model, not a curated record. Gene Ontology annotation, molecular function: RNA polymerase II cis-regulatory region sequence-specific DNA binding; DNA-binding transcription factor activity.
CUCUCCCUUCUGUGGCCUCUGCUCUGCCCCAGGAGGACAGCCUGGAGGAGGAGGGAAUGGCUCCUGCCCACACAGCCAGGCCCGGGAAGUUGUUUGUGAGAACUGAACACGUACCUGGUGACUGCAGUACCACAGGGAGGAAGAACGUUUUGGGAGCAGAAUGGCUGGAGACCUGGACUGUGGUUUAAGGAAUCAGUGACACUCAAAGAUGUGGCUGUGGAAUUCAGCAAGGAAGAGUGGGUACAAUUGAACCCAUCUCAGAAAAAAUUGUACAGGGAUGUGGUGCUGGAGAACUAUAGGAACCUGCUGUCUUUGGUGAACAGGAUUUGCAGUUUCCAAACCAGAUAUGAUCUACCAGAUGGAAAGAAAGGAAUCAUCUUGGAUGCCAGAGGCAGAUAUUCAAAGAAGCAGCUUUCCAGAGAGCAGAGAAUUUACUGGAGAUAAACCUCCUGAAUGUAAUGAACGUGGGAAGGCCUUCAGGAGUAACUCACAACUUACAGUGCAUCACAGAAUUCGUAUUGGAGAUAUUUUUACGAAUGUAAGGAGUGUGAGAAAGCUUUUCUCUACAACUCAGAAUUUGUUCAUCAUAAAAGAAUUCAUAAAAGACAGAAACCUUAUGAAUGUAGUGAAAUGUGGACAGGCCUUCAGAAGUAAGGGAUAUCACACUGAGUAUCAGAAAAUUCAUGCUGGAGACUUUCUUUAUGAAUGUAAGGAGUGUGGGAAGGGUUUCCUCAACAACUCAGGUCUUACUCAACAUCAAAAAAUUCAUAGUGAAGAGAAACCUUAUGAAUGUUGUGAAUGUAUGGAGGCCUUCAGAAGUAAGACACUACUUUCUGUGCACCAGAGGAUUCAUACUGGAGAGAUGCUUUAUAAAUGUAAGGUGUGUGGGGAAGCUUUUCUUUACAACUCAGAACUUAUUCGCCAUCAAAGAGUUCACACUGGAGAGGAACCUUAUGAAUGUUGUGAAUGUGGGAAGGCCUUCAGGAUUAAGACACAACUUACUCUGCAUCAGAAAAUUCAUAUUGGAGAUAUUCUUUUUGAAUGGAAGGAGUGUGGGAAGGAUUUCCCAUAUAACUCAGGACUUAUUUGACACCAAACAAUUCGCACUGUAGAGAAAUCUUAUCAGUGUACUGUAUGUGGCAAGAACUUCAUGAGUAAGUCACAGCUUACUGUGUAUCAGAGAAUUCAUACUGGAGAGAAAACUUAGGAAUGUAGUCAAUGUCAGAAGGCUUUCAGGACAAAGACACAUAUUACUGUAUGUUAGAAAAUUCACAUCGGAGACAUUCUUUAUAAGUGUAAGGAGUGUGGAAAGGCCAUCCCCUACAGCUCAUAUCUUACUUGACAUCAAAGUGUUCAUAUUGGAAAGAGACCUUAUAAAUGUAAUAAAUGUGGGAAGAUCUUGA